This is a messenger RNA of Pseudomyrmex gracilis, 2103 nucleotides long. RefSeq names its product nitrogen permease regulator 3-like protein (gene Nprl3). Bases 406 to 2055 code for a protein of 549 amino acids. Gene Ontology annotation, biological process: positive regulation of autophagy; TORC1 signaling; cellular response to amino acid starvation. The transcript has 8 exons. Gene Ontology annotation, cellular component: GATOR1 complex. The record is from RefSeq and is a predicted model, not a curated record. NCBI's taxonomy places the organism in Eukaryota, Metazoa, Arthropoda, Insecta, Hymenoptera, Formicidae.
GAACAACGUCAAAGAGAUGGCGGUACCAAACGAUUCUUCAUGUAUGCACGUGUACCGUAGUACACAUAUGUACAUACGUAUAUAUGAAGGCCCUUUAAACUAAUGAGUAAGGAAAAGCUUGAUCAUAUCGGGAACAACAAAAACUGAUGAUUGACAGAGAAUUCAAGAGAAUUGUCAGCAAUUGUCAAGCUUGUUAGAAUAGUCAGCGAAGCUCAAGAAUCAGUAAAAAUCCAUUCGAUCGACAGAAUUACGUUUCAGUACGUGUAAGUGCAAUGUGCAAAUACUGACACAAAGAGGAAAAGAAUACCAACACUUCUAAUGUUUAUAAAUAAACGAAGUAAAUGUUUAGACCAAUUUGAAACAAGUAAAAAUUGGAAGAAUUAGGAAACCUGACUGUGAGACAAUAUGGGUAUCUAUCCGUUGAGUGUGAUUUUGGUAAAAAGCGAUAGCAAGGGUGAUAGACUUCUAUUUCGGUAUCCACAUAUGACAGAUCACAUAAGGGAAUCCGGUCAGUGCACCAAACGAAAAACACCUUAUUCAUUGAUCAAUACAGAGGAUUUAUUGCAGUCAUUGACAUUUCCGACAUCAAAUAUAAGUAAUGGAAAUCUAACCGGUCUAACGGACGAAGUUCUGUCCACUUUGUUUGCCGUAAAACCUGAAUUGUACGAACAAAAAUUUGAAUUGAAAAUAAACGAUGUUCGAUUUGUUGGACAUCCGACUAAAGUUCCAUCUCACGCUUCAAAAGAAGUACAUUCUCCCAUGCUUUGUAACAUAGUCUUUGCGUUACAUGCACAGGCAAGCUAUUCAGUAGUAAAAUGUUAUUACAAUCUAAGCAAAAGGUUGGGUAUAGCACUAAGACAUGAAGAAAAGAGAUGUGGCUUUCUGACAGAUGAAUUAAAGAUAAUGGUGUCCACACAUGAUGAAAUUGCUGGAAGAUCAGAAGGUGAAAGUGAUUGUGAUGAGUCACCAUACGAAUUAAUUCUUCAAAGAAGCUCGCUUGCACGCGGCUUGAAGUCUGUGUUCAGUAAUCUGAGCACUUCCGGCAUAGUUAGCAUCAUAAUCAACAAAUGGAUCCAAGUACGUUUCUGUCUUCCUCAGAAAGUUCAUCUAUCGCACAAGAAGGGUCUUCUUGAUCCCGAAAUUAUAGACAGAUUAGUAUUGUUAGUAUUUUUCAGAUGUUUAAAGAGUUUGAGGCCUUACCACGGCGUACUUUUACUAACUGAUCCGUUGGAGUUGUUGGAAUCUUUGCAAAUAGAUAGUUCUCCGGCACUCAAGCGGUUCCUUCAGAUGUACAAUCCGUUGAAAAGUCUACAAACUUUGGCUGCCGAUUCGGAUCUGACACUAGCACAAGUGUUUCAACUAGCUAGCCACUUGGUUUAUUGGGCAAAGGCCACAAUAAUUUAUCCACUCUGUGAAAGCAACGUCUACGUUGUCUCUCCCGAUGCGGCAUUAACCAAUCAAUUACUAGAGUCAUUCUCCGAACAAUUCCCAGGAGUUUGUUUACUUCAAGUAAUUAGCGAUUUCUCUUUACCUACAUCUAUCAGUCAAAAGUUAAGUCCCUUAAGCCAGUCGCAGCAACAAACACAGUUGAUAAAGAUAAUUAUAUGGUUACUAAAGAAUCAGGUGCUCCUACAGUUACACACAUAUGUGCGAUAUGUGCCGACAGUUUACGGACGUUUAUCACAAGAUGCAAAGGAUCAGGAAAUCCACGACACAAUCGCGACAGAAGAAAGUGAAAGCAUUUGGAGCGCCGGUGACACGCCGAAAGGAACGCCUACGGAAAUCAAAGAAUUAACGCUCACGGCCAAGGAGGACAUACUGUACGAUUAUCAAUCGGAAGAUUACAAUAUUCUAUCCGACGAUAAGAAAUUGCUCGAUAGAUUAUGUCGUCUUGGUUAUUUUAACGGCGAUUAUCACUUAGAAGAAAUUAUGUAUUUGGAAAACAUUGACAGAUCUCAGUUGUUACAACUUCUGGACAAAUUUCGAGAUAUAUUAAUGGUUUCCGAGUGCGAGGAUCCUACCAUUGCACUCUUUUAUAAUAAUUCAGGUUCUUGAUUUUACAAACAAAUACGUUAUAUUUACAAAAAUAACGUAUUUGUAAAU